This is a messenger RNA of Trichophyton benhamiae CBS 112371, 2229 nucleotides long. RefSeq lists its product as uncharacterized. The transcript has a single exon. Bases 1 to 2229 code for a protein of 742 amino acids. Gene Ontology annotation, biological process: protein phosphorylation. Gene Ontology annotation, molecular function: ATP binding; protein kinase activity. The record is from RefSeq and is a predicted model, not a curated record. Lineage: Eukaryota; Fungi; Ascomycota; Eurotiomycetes; Onygenales; Arthrodermataceae.
AUGUCGCAAGAUGUGGACUACAAGGCUCUCUUACUCGAGGCGGAAGAGCGAGCAAGGCAAGAGAAAGAGUUACGUCUCAAGGAAGAAGAGUUGCGUCUCCAGGCAGAAGAGCGAGCAAGCAAGGCAGAAGCGCGAGCGUCACAAGAGAGGGAGCAGCGUCAACAAGCUACUCAAAAAACAACUUUCGAUGAAUACCUCUGGGGAUGUCACCGCCUGAUCUCUGUAACGAUUCGCGUCCAGCGCAUAGAACACUCAACCCAAGGGUCGAUAAACAAACCGACAGGCAAGGUAUGCCCGCGGUAUCUGCAGGAGUGGGGUGACUGUUCCGAUACUCUGCAAUACUUCUACCAGCGCGUUUAUGACUUUCUCCGACAGGAAAGGCUGUUUCUUCCUGUUAUUACGCUCGAGGGGCUCGGCCAGAUCUUGAACCACCCAAUAGGGAGUGAGAAGGAUAUAGAAUUCUACGGUCGGCUGGCCGUCGAGCGGCAUGUUUAUAAUAUUAUUUCGGAGCUCUGCAAGAUGGAAGAGGCUCGGGAAGAAUUCCAGCUAGGCGAAGAAAUCACGUUUGAGAACCAUGCGAACAGUAUUGACGACCCUGAUAAUGAUACUGAUGCUAACUACAGCCCUAUCAUUGAUCGUGCCUUUGCGGACCAAUUCUGCAUUCACAAAGUGAAAGAAGGCACCACGACUCUUCUUACAACUGUUGAGUAUAAGCCACCUCAUAAGCUGCCCCCUGAAUACCUGAAUUCCGGCCUACGGCCAAUGGACCUCUGGGAAGAAGUUGUCCAGCGAGAUAUCAAGAAAAUCCCACCAGAAGAGAAAAUCAAAUACAAUGCAGAGAAAAUAUCAGCUUCUGUCCUUGUUCAAGAGUACCACGUUAUGAUUACCGAGGGCUUAGAAUAUUCAUACGUCACCAAUGGGAUAUCCUAUGUUUUUCUCCGCGUUCCAGAAGAUGACCCGCAGACACUGUACUACUUCCUCUGUGAACCCAACACCGAUGUCCAUCUAGAUGAUAUUGGGCCAUGGACUGCCAUAGCUCGUGUCCUCGCUUUUUGUUUAAUGUGCUGUCAGUCCACGGCUAGAGACCAUACGUGGCGGAAUCACCAGCUGAGACAUGGACUACGGUGGGAGACAGAUCUUGACUAUGUCAGAUCACAGAUACCCAAGGAGGAGCUUCGCCAAACACCUCCAGGCUCAGAAUAUAUACCUUCCUCCUCCCCUGCUGGUUCUUUCACCAUCCCAGAUAACCGCGGAGGUAUCAGAACUCGGUCUCAAACCCGCUGCGCUCCGAACACAGAAACACAAGGUUCAGGCCCGACCGACUCCGACUCCGAUCCUGAAGCGCCUUCCGGCUCAAGAGCCAAUCUUGGAGGGCGAAAAAGAAACUUGAGCGAGCUCACCUCCUCGUCGUCCAGCCAACACGGCGAAGGGGCGGGUCAGAGAGGCCAGAGAGGCCAAGUCCAGCAACGGCGACAGCACAUUGAGUCCUUUUGUACACAGAAGUGUUUGCUUGGUCUCCGACGGGGGACCAGGCUCGAUAUGAGCUGUCCAAACGUUGACCGACAUAGACAGGGAAACACCAAUUCCACCCACCACCUUAUUAGUGCAGACCAACUCGUUAGCUUGAUCAAUCGUCAGCUAGACGAGAACCUUGACCUCGACUGCACCCCAUAUGGUAGACAUGGCUCGUACGGACAGCCAUUUAAAAUCACCUGUCGCAGAUAUGGCUACACUGUUCUCGGUAAGGGAACAACUGCGUUCCGCUGGAACGAGGUACGACGUGAGGUGGAAGUCUAUCGUUUUCUACACGCAGCCCAGGGAUCUGCAGUGCCUGUUUUCCUCGGCCCUAUCAAUCUUGACAUGGUCUACCACGUUCAUGGGGCAGGCUCUAUCCGGCAUAUGCUCCUUAUGGGCUUUGGGGGAGAAGAAGUCGGCAAGCGUUCUGGCGAGUUUGCCGGCCACAUUGAGCGAUCCACGCGAGAGCUACAUGAUCUAGGAGUUAUCCACGGUGAUCUCAAGCCUAAUAACAUGCUAUGGAAUGCGGAGCUACAGAGGGUCCUGCUGAUAGAUUUCCAUGGCUCCAAGCUCAUGCUACCCUUGGAGAGGACGAAGAAGAAGCAGAAGGUGAUGAACCAGGAGAGCAAGAAGAAGAGCUUGAAACGACUGGCGGAUAACGGGGAGACUAACGAGGGCAUAAAGAGAACCCGUCUUCAUUUGUGUGAGACCUAA